Messenger RNA from Musca domestica (house fly), 4341 nucleotides. Its product is annotated as hexosaminidase D. Gene Ontology annotation, molecular function: hexosaminidase activity. The transcript has 6 exons. The record is from RefSeq and is a predicted model, not a curated record. NCBI's taxonomy places the organism in Eukaryota, Metazoa, Arthropoda, Insecta, Diptera, Muscidae. Bases 696 to 2960 code for a protein of 754 amino acids.
GAGUUCUCCUUCGUUCGCCGUGCAGUGGGACAUUCGCUUAACGAGUCCAAAAUAAAAUGAGCUCUUAUUAACGGGGCUAUUGAAAAAUUUUGCGAUUGAAAAAAACGAAACGGAAAACGGAAAGUUGGAGUGUGACAACGUCCCUCAAAAGUUGUAGCCUGGAAUUCCGACCAGGAGAGUAAGGCGGGUUUAACGGUCAUUUGCUGAGUGUGUGAGUGCGAGUGCGUGUGCCUUCCUGUCAUCCUCCUCGAAUUAAGUGUUGCGUUAAUAUGUCUUUGGCUCCCGGGUGUUCCAGGGCCCAGGCACAAGCCAUAGCCAGUGCGUGUGUAUAACAACAAUUCACUGGCCAAGUUAAUAAGUGCCAGAGUCCGCCUUUUGCCUGUCGCUGUAAUGAAAUAAAGUGUGGCACUGCUUGGGCUCUAGGUGCUUUGUGAAUAAUUAAAACCGAAUUUUUGCGCGCAAUUUAUUUGUGAAUAUCUAAAACGAGAAAGAGAAGGAGCUGGAGCAGGGUGAUGAGACCUGCAGAAUUUUGUUAAAAAUCACACAAAACGUAACGCUAAUCUGCCUCACGUUUUCCACUUGGCCGAGACGGAGUCAUAGCGCGGUACCUGGCAGAAAUUACCCAAAUCAUCAACUUCUCCAGGUUCUCCAUUGCCAUCAAAGGUUGCUGUUAAGUCAAGGGAAAUAAACAUUUAAUGAUGCACACAAACAUCUUCAUUUUAGUUUGGCGUCGUAAAAUAUCGCUUUUGCUGCUUUUAUCUUCAGUUCUACUCUUUGGCCUGUGGACCUGGGCCUAUCUGGAUACAAAUCCCAGCUAUCAACAGGGUUAUGGUGUAAACAACAUACCCGACUCAACGGAUAACAUAGCCAAGGAUUCAUACAAACAUAUAUAUGUCCUGCAAAAACUCAUCUCUCAAGCAAAUCGUGUGCUGCGCUUUCAACAGGAAUCAUCGUCGUCAAAUAAAAUAAGCACCAAAUCGAAGAAGGAUUUACGCUCGCAGACGCAUCCCAAUAGUUUGGCCAAUUCGGGUUUGGGUAGGUUUUUGAAACCCACCAAAAAUCCAACAUCCAUCGUCAUCGAAGAGGCCUCUGCCCAAACGCUGUCGCUGGUUGCACGCCGUAAAAAAGGACCCAUAGUCGGCGAAAGUUAUCUCUUCGAAGAGGAACGUUUGAAAAUUUUGGAAAAUCAACAGCGAGUUCGUAACUCUGCCAUGGAUGAAAUUCAAAAUCAAAUGGAAAAUGAGGCUCAGAUGUUAUCCUCUGCGGAAAGGCAAACGCAGUAUGAACAUGAACUGCAGAGGAUGGGUAUACCCGUGGUGGCCGGCAUUGGGCCAGAUGGGGCAAAGCCACCGCAUGAACGGCUGGUGCAUUUGGAUUUGAAGGGAGCACCACCAAAGAUCUCUUUUCUGAAACAACUACUGCCGGUAAUGAAAACGUUGGGCGCCACUGGCUUACUUAUCGAAUAUGAAGACAUGUUUCCCUUUGAAGGCAAUAUAUCAACACUGUCGGCCAAAAAUGCCUACAAUCGGGAGGAACUAAGGGACUUCUUGGAAACCUGUGCCCACUUUGGCUUCAACGUAAUGCCAUUGGUACAGACCUUCGGCCACAUGGAGUACGCCCUAAAACUACAAGAAUUCGCCUCAAUGCGUGAGCUGCCCGACAGCCCUCAAUCCAUAUGUCCCAGCCAGAAAUCAUCUCUCUUUUUUAUCGAAGCCAUGCUCAACCAAGUCGUGGAGUUUCAUUUACAAGUGGAAACCCUCAAAAUGACCCACAUCCACAUAGGUUGUGAUGAGGUGGCGCGCAUGGGUGAAUGUGUCCAGUGUCGGCAGAAAACCAAGGGGGAACUAUUUCUCAACCACGUCAUAAAUGUGGCCCAUUUUGUCCGGAACAAAUGGAGCCAUUUGAAGGUUGUCAUCUGGGAUGAUAUGUUGCGUGGCAUGACCCUGAGUGAAAUGCAGCACUCGCAGAUUGGUCAAUAUGUAGAACCCAUGAUCUGGGUCUACAUCAAUGACAUCUAUCGUUUUAUACCGCCCAUGUUGUGGGAGCGUUACACUCGAGUCUUUCCCACCGCCUGGGCAGCCUCAGCAUUUAAGGGAGCAUUUGGGGAGAGUCUUAUGAUACCACCCAUACAAAAUCAUUUGGAGAACAACAUACGCUGGCUGGCUGUCAUUGCCAAAGAGGGUGGGAGGUUCUCCAAGGGCUUUCAAGGCCUCGCCUUGACAGGAUGGCAACGUUAUGACCAUUUUGCAGUGCUCUGUGAACUACUGCCCACCGGCAUACCCAGUCUAAUGGUAUCCCUUUCGACCGUAUCCAAGGGAUACUUUGAAACCAAUCCCAAGGAGAAUGAUUUACUCAAAGUUCUUCAAUGUGUCUAUCAGCUGGAUAAACGUCGUUCCGGGCAUCCGUGGCUGGAUUUACAACCGAACUCACAUCAUAAUCAAUUAUUCUCGACCUGUGUCUAUUUGGGCCAUCAAUUCUACAAAUAUUCGCUGAGACUCUAUGAGCUGUUGGCCGAAAUCCAAAUGUAUUUGAAUCAGGUACAGGAACACAGUGCCUGGAUGUCAGAUUAUAAUGUGAGACAUAAUUUCAGUUCACCCAUUCGGGUGCAUGAGCUGACGCAAAAGACACCGAUCUAUAUCAGCGAGUUGCAGGGUAUGUCACGACAGGCCCAGGAGUUGUUGUAUGAGGUGUUUGAUAAGUACACCAUUGCCGAGUUCAUUGAACAGACCAUUUAUCCCACAAUUGGAUCGCUGCAGCGCCAUUUGGCCAAUGCCCAACUGCUACUCCAACCAAAUCACUGGCCUCAACGUCCGCUGCCCAUUGCUCAAGCUUUGCAUGAUUUACAUUUGAUUAGUGAUGAACCACAUCUCAGCGCUGGAGCGCAGUCGCAGCAGCAGCAACACCAUCAACAGUUGCAGGCCCAAACGCUUAGUCAUCAUCAUCCCCAUAUGCCAAAUUAAAGGGAGGCAACAGCUGGCUUCAAUCUCAACGAUAUUAUUUUCCGUCAUAGGAUGUCUUCCGAAGAAGUCGAAAAUGUUAACAUUAUAUAACAACAACAACAAAAACCACAAGCAUCAUUUACCUGGAUAAUCUGCACACAUGUUUCCAGUGGCACAACAACAAAGAAUGAAUUGUAUUUUUCUAAAGAAACCAAAAAACAAAUGAAAGAAAACUCAAAAAAAGAAAACAAAAUUAAAUUGUUAAAAUUCAGGGAUGAGGUGGAGAGCAAAUUGAGAAGGUUGCUUAAAAUUAAAAUUGAGGUUUUUAAAAAAAAAAAAUCUGUAAUAAAAUCAAUAUUUGACCCAUGGCCUAUAUAAGGUCGGCCGCUGAGCCCAUCUGACAACUAAGUUUUUUUGUCCCAAGACAUAUUGUGAUUUAAAAUUCAAAGAGGAUCAAUUGAAAAUUCUCCAAAUCUACUAUGUUUAUUAGCAAAUUAUUGUCAAAAGUAGUCUUCCUGGCUGACCUGAUAUAGGCCAAGGCCAAGAAGACUACUUUUGACAACAAUUUGGCAAAAAAAAACUUAGUAGAUCUUGCACUAUUGUGAUUUGACUCCCUUCGAAUUUCAAAUCACAAUUUGUCUUAUGGCGGCAGACUUGGUUGUCAGAUGGGCUUACGGGCCGGCCUCAUAUAGGCCAUGAUCAAGACCUACAUACAUGUAGGCCAUGGCCAUGAUAUAGACCUUGAUUUGAAACUGGAAGAGAGUCAAAUCACAAUAGGGCAAAGAAUACUAAGUUUAUUGUCAAAAUUGUUGCCAAAAGUAGUUCUCUUGGCCGACCCCAUAUAGGGCUUGAUUUAUUGUUGAAUUAUUGUCAAAAAUAGUCUUCCGGCUUUGGGUCGGCUACUUUUUCAUACCGUUCCAAAGAAUACAUAAAUUUAUUGUUAAGAUUGUUGCCUAAGGUAUUCCCUUUUGGACGACCUCAUAUAGGCCUUGAUUUACUGUUGAAUUAUUGUCAAAAGUAGUCUUCCGGCCUUGGGUCGGCUACUUCUCGAAACCUUCUCUACUUUGCUUUGCUCUCCAUCACAUACCUGAUUAUUCUAAGAACUUGUUAUGUUGGAGAGAUUUUGAAAAUGUGUCGCAAGGAUUUCCUUAAGAAUCCUUUUUUUAAAUAGCAAUAUAAUUGUCAACCGAUUCCCUCUCCAGCUGGCAAACAAUUAGAUAUUGAGCUCAAAAUUGUUUUCAAAUACGAUUUCAAUUUUAUUCUAGUUUAAGUCUUUAGUUUUAGUCGUCUACCCCAAAAAUAAUCUAAUCAAAGAGCUUUAAAAGCUUCUCGUAUGAAAUUCAAUUGUUUAACUUUACAUAACACUUAAUUCGGAAAACAUGUACAGUUUGUCGUAAAAGGA